Xyrauchen texanus (razorback sucker) is the source of this 2352-nucleotide messenger RNA. Its product is annotated as B-cell linker protein-like. Gene Ontology annotation, molecular function: serine-type endopeptidase activity. The record is from RefSeq and is a predicted model, not a curated record. Gene Ontology annotation, biological process: plasminogen activation; smooth muscle cell migration. Lineage: Eukaryota; Metazoa; Chordata; Actinopteri; Cypriniformes; Catostomidae. The transcript is spliced from 26 exons. Bases 211 to 2334 code for a protein of 707 amino acids.
GUGACGCCACCGCCACUUAGUGGCUAAUGGCGGUUGUUGUUAUUGUUAUAUACGCAUACAAAAUAUCAUUAUAUACAUAUUAUAUUGUUUGGAUGAUAUUUUAUUCCUCAGGAACUGGAUGGAGACUCUAAACCUUGGUGUUUUGUUUAUAAAAGAGCUCAGGUGACAUGGGAAUUCUGCUCUUUACCCACGUGUGUAACAGAUCCCGCUAUGGAGUGUGUACAGGAGUCCGGUCAGUCCUACAGAGGUACAAAGGCGGUCACACGCAGCCAUUUGAAAUGUCUACCGUGGGAUUCACCCGCCGUGUCUCAUAAGAUUUACACCGCGUGGAGAUCAGAUGCCAGAGAGCUGGGCAUCGGCAGCCACAACUUCUGCAGGAAUCCCGACGGUGACCUCGGUCCCUGGUGCCAUGCUUAUAAAGGUUUGCAGCUGACCUGGGAACUCUGUGAUGUGCCCAAAUGCCCAAAGAGACCUCCGUCGAUCACCACGCUUGGACCACAAGCCCCUACAACUAACAACAGCCAAGGUGCCUGUGGUCAGCGUGCUGAACCCCCCUCAAACUCUCUGCCUAUGUUCCGGAUACUCGGCGGUCAGGACAGUGACAUCAGAGAGCAGCCGUGGCAGGCGGCCAUCACUGUAUAUCUGCCCCACUUAAAAGCAUACAGCUUCCUGUGUGGAGGGGUGCUCAUCGACUCCUGCUGGAUUCUAUCAGCCGCUCACUGCUUUCAGGAGAAGUUUAAAGAGAAUCGUCUGCGAAUCAUUUUGGGUCGUACAUUCAGACAUCAGAACUCCAGCAGCGAGCAGAUCUUUGAUGUAGAGAAGUACUGGAUCCAUGAACAAUAUGACGAUGACACUUAUGAUAAUGAUAUAGCUCUGCUCAAGUUGAAGAGUGAGUCUGGGAUCUGUGCGGUGAACUCUCUUGAUGUGCUGCCGGCGUGUUUACCAGAACUGAACCUGGUUUUACCCGACUGGACGGAGUGUGAAAUCUCUGGUUAUGGGAAAGAGGAAGAGUUUUCUGAGUUUUUCUCUCAGAGAAUCAAACGAGGGUUCGUACAGUUGUGGCCGCAGGAUCAGUGCGUUCCCGGGAAACUGUCCGGGCGUCUAGUGAUGCCCAACAUGCUGUGUGCCGGAGACACGCGCGGUCUGGACGACGCUUGCAAGAGUUUCUUUGGGAAGCUGAAAACGUCUGUACUACACAGUGGCCCACCAGCCCCACCCAGGAGAACCGAUAACAGUUCUGAUGAAUACGGCUGGCCAGAAGGGGAAUUUGAUGAUGAAGAUACUUAUGAAGUGCCACCAUGUGAACGUCCCACUAUAAACGUCCAACCUCACCAUGUAGAGGAGAAUGUUUACUUGGGUUACCCAGACAGAACACCAAAUCCUGUUAUUCCCAAAAGGCAGGCAGCACCCCCGCCACGACCUGCCAAGAUCCCCCCAAUCGUCAAAAGCACGAAGCCGGAGCUGUCACAUGACCCAGAGGAGUUUUACAUCGACCCCAAUGAUGGUAAACCGCCUGAGGUCAUACGCAAAGAUAAACCUGGUACGAAAGCUCCACCUAAGAGACCCCCGAUGAGACCCCCACCGGUCCCUCAACAUGACGAAGAUGUUUACUUGGACCCAAAUGAAGGACAGGAUGAUGACACAUAUCUGGAACCUGUAGCAGAUUGCCCUCCUGCCCCUCGAAGUGCUGCCCGUAUGCCAAUUCCCAGAGACCCUCCACCUCCAAUAAUGAAGCCGCCUGUUCCUAGAGCCAAAUCUAGUUCAGUCUUGAUCAGUGACAGCAUGAACAAAGUUUUACCACCGGAGGUCAAACGCUACACAAUCUCUGGACAGGUGCCUCCUCUGACACUGGCCAGCAAACCAGUUCUACCCCUCAUCAUGCCCAAAGAACACAAACACAGUCCUCCGCUGCCUUCAUCUGUGGACUGCUCAGCGCCAUCUUUUGGAAUAAAGUCUGUCACGCUAACCUUUUGCCCAGGCGGGCUUCAGGACAGAGAGUGGUUUGCUGGUAUUUGUGAUCGCAAGACCGCAGAGGAAACAGUGCUCAGGUUUAAUAAGGACGGCACAUUUCUGGUGAGAUGCAGUAAUUCUCAGAGCGGCUGUCAGCCGUACACGCUGGUCGUGCUCUUCCAUCACAGCGUUUAUAACAUCCCUGUACGCGUCCUGAAUGACUCGCAUCACUACGCGCUGGGCAAAGAGGGCAAGAAGACUGAAGAGCUGUUUGUCAGUUUGCAGGAGAUGAUCUCACAUCAUAUGAAGAACCCCAUUUUACUGAUUGACCGCAAGAGUCAAGCCAAACACACCACCUACCUCUCACACCCUGUACGACCCUAAAAUACACCCCCCUCUCUC